AUGUCAAAAUAAAGAAAGAUAUUUAUUAAAUUAAUUUGUAGAGAGAUGUCUAAUUAGGUUAAUUUUGGAGAGGGAAAAAUUAAUGAGAAUUACCCAUCAGCCAUAAAGACAAUGUUGGAAUAGGGCAAAGAUCCUAAGGAUUUACUUAUCUAAUAUUGCAGACCUUAGUGUAAGUGGUACGAUGACAAAUAUGACAGAUGUGUGAAAGCAUUCUUGUCUUUGAAAAAUGCUGAUCCUGAAAAGAAUUGCAUGUAUCCAUACAGGGAUUUAGUGACUUGUGUCGAGGCUUGUGUAUAGCCAAAAAUUCAACAUGCUCUCAGAGGAAAUGAAAAUGGUUUCAUAUUUCAUUGAGGUUGGGGAGAAACAAGAUGAGCUAUUAUAUAUAUACAGAUUACAAUUACCCAUUAUUUAAUUAAA
This is a messenger RNA of Paramecium tetraurelia, 417 nucleotides long. RefSeq lists its product as uncharacterized. The transcript is spliced from 2 exons. Gene Ontology annotation, biological process: mitochondrial electron transport, ubiquinol to cytochrome c. NCBI's taxonomy places the organism in Eukaryota, Ciliophora, Oligohymenophorea, Peniculida, Parameciidae. The record is from RefSeq and is a predicted model, not a curated record.